Messenger RNA from Dermatophagoides pteronyssinus (European house dust mite), 2752 nucleotides. Its product is annotated as neprilysin-1-like. Gene Ontology annotation, molecular function: metalloendopeptidase activity. Gene Ontology annotation, biological process: protein processing. Gene Ontology annotation, cellular component: plasma membrane. The record is from RefSeq and is a predicted model, not a curated record. NCBI's taxonomy places the organism in Eukaryota, Metazoa, Arthropoda, Arachnida, Sarcoptiformes, Pyroglyphidae.
AAUUAUCUGUUUAUGAAUAUUCAAAUAAUACAGCAAAUCCAUUGAUAAAUAAUAAUAAUAAUAAUAAUAAUAUGGAUACAAUAGGUAGUUGUGGUUCUGGUGGUGGUGAUAAUAUCGUUGGUGGUAAUCGUUUAUUAAAUAGUGCAUUAAAAACAACACGUGGUUCAACAAUAUCAUCAAUGACUAAUCAUCGUUCAUCAUAUAUUGGUGAAGAAGAACAUUAUCAUUUACAACAACAUUAUUUUGCAACAACUGGCCGUAAAGAUACAAUAAUUAGUAUUGGAAAAAAUUUUCAAAUACAAUUUAAAAGCCCUUCAACUAAUUGUCUUUCAUGGCAUUAUCGUACUAGUUUGGAAAAAUUUUUAUUAUUAUCAUUAUUAUUAUUAUUAUUAUUUAUUUUAUUAGCUUAUAUUUAUAUUCCAUAUCUAUAUGGUAAUUCUAAUGAAAUACAAGUCUGUACAUCGAUGGAAUGUGUGAAAACAUCUGCAUCAUUAUUAAGUGCAAUGGAUUUGAAUGCCGAUCCAUGUGAAGAUUUUUUUCAAUUUGCCUGCGGUAAUUGGGUUAAAAAACAUAUUAUACCUGAAGAUCGUUCUAGUUUGAGUACAUUUGAAGUGAUGGCUGAUGAUUUACAAAUUAUACUUAAAGAUUUAUUGGAACAAGUGCCAAACAGUGCUGAUAAUAGUGCAACAUUGAAAGCAAAACGUUUCUAUCAAUCUUGUAUGAAUAUACAAAAAAUUAAUAAAAUAGCCGUACAACCAAUAUUGGAUACAUUACAAGAUGUAGGUGGAUGGCCAGUAUUGGAUCGUAAUUGGAAUGAAAAACGUUUGAAAAAAACAACAAUAUCGUUGAUGACCGUGCAAACAAAAUCUGUAUUGCUAGCAUCAUCAUCAUCAUCGUCCUCAUCCGCCGCAUCUUCAUCACCAGCAUCGUUAUUAUCCAAAUCAUCAUCAUCAACUAAAACAUCAAUGACAACAAAUGAUCAAUAUAUGGAAUUAACAUUGGAAAAUUUAUUGGGAAAAUUACGUGGUGAUUAUAAUCAACCAAUUAUUGUUGAACAAUAUAUUGGUCCGGAUGAUAGAAAUUCAUCAUUAAAUAUUAUACAAUUUGAUCAAACAAGUCUUGGCUUGCCAAGUCGAGAAUAUUUUCUAAAAGAAAAUCCAAAUAAAGAAAAAGAUGCCUAUCUAGAAUUGAUGAUCGAUAUUGCUGAAUUAUUGGGUGCUGAUCGUGAUUAUGCAACCGUUGAAAUGUCGAAAGUUUUAGAAUUUGAAACACAAUUGGCCAAUGCAUCAAUGCCUGAAGCUGAUCGUCAUGAUACUAGCGCAAUUUAUAAUAAAAAAACUAUAAAACAAUUAAAACAAUUAGUACCAGAAUUUGAUUGGAUUGGUUAUUUAAAAAAUUUUAUGCCAAUAUCGAUUGAUGAAAAUAAUGAAGAAAUUGUUAUAUAUUCAUUAGAUUAUUAUCAACAAAUGGGUAAACUAAUCAAACAGAUUAUGAAUGAUGAUCGUCGUAUCAUAUAUAAUUAUGCUAUUUGGCGUUUAAUGAAAAGUAUAUUACCAUUUUUGGAUAAUGAAUUUGGUUUGAAACGUGCAAAAUUUCGUAAAAUUUUAUUUGGAAUAUCUGCUGAUCGUACACGUUGGAGUCAAUGCGUUGAAUUAGUAAAUAAAAAAAUGGGUAUGGCUGUUGGUGCAUUAUUUAUACGUGAUAAUUUUGAUCCAAAAAGUAAAGAAAUUGCUAUCGAAAUGAUACAUAAUAUACGUGUAGCAUUUAAUGAAUUAUUAAAUUUUAAUGAUUGGAUGGAUAAUGAAACACGGCAAGUAGCAAAAGAAAAAGCUGAUGCUAUUAAUGAACGUAUUGGUUAUCCAGAAUUAUUAACAAAUCCAAUUGAAUUAUCAAAGGAAUAUAAUUUUCUUGAAAUACAUGAAGAUAAAUUUUUACAAAACAUUUUAAAUGUAUUUCGCUUUGAGGCAUAUAAAAAUCUAAUAAAAUUAGGUACAGCCGUCGAUAAAGAUAGUUGGACAACUGAUCCGGCUGUUGUAAAUGCAUUUUAUAGUCCAAAUAAAAAUGAUAUUGUAUUUCCUGCUGGUAUAUUACAACCAUUAUUCUAUUCACAUUAUUUUCCCAAAUCAUUAAAUUAUGGUGGUAUCGGUGUUGUAAUUGGUCAUGAAAUAACACAUGGUUUUGAUGAUCGUGGUCGACAAUUUGAUAAAAAUGGUAAUAUGAAACAAUGGUGGAAUAAUCAAACAAUCAAACGUUUUCGUGAACGUGCACAAUGUAUUAUUGAUCAAUAUUCAAGUUAUGUUUUAGAAGAUAUUAAUGCUAAUGUUAAUGGUCGUAUGACACAAGGUGAAAAUAUUGCCGAUAAUGGUGGCCUAAAACAGGCAUAUCGUGCAUUUAAAAAAUGGGAAAAACAAAAUAAUGUUGAACCAUUAUUACCCGGUCUUAAUCUAACACAUGAUCAGCUUUUUUUUCUAAAUUAUGCACAGAUCUGGUGUGGUUCGAUGAGACCUGAAGAUGCAUUGAACAAGAUUCGUUCAUCGGUACAUAGUCCUGGACCUAUUCGCGUACUUGGACCAUUAUCAAAUUCAUAUGAUUUUUCAAAUGCUUAUAAUUGUGAAAUUGGUAGCCGUAUGAAUCCAGUGAAAAAAUGUACCGUUUGGUAAAAAACAUUACAUCGCAAGAUAAAUUCAUUUGUCAUUUUUCAUUUUCAUUUUUAUUUAUAUCAACGAAAACUUAUUGUAAAAAAAAUUUCCUU